AUGUUCGACACGGUUUGCACCCUUCCGCUCUCCUCGGACCUUUUCACUCAGGCCAUCCACCCCGGACAACCUGUAGUGUCCGUGGGUCUAGCCUCGGGCCAUGUCCAGACCUUCCGAUUGCCCUCUGAAGAUGCCAGCAGCGAAGAUGAUGAGGCAUCCAACUCCUCCAGUCGCACUGGCAAGGGUCAUAUCGACACCAUGUGGCGGACAAGACGGCACAAGGGUAGCUGUCGGUCCUUGGGAUUUAGCACUGAUGGAGAGAUGCUGUACUCGGCUGGUACCGAUGGGCUCGUCAAGGCCGCAAAGUCUGAGACGGGACAGGUGGAAAACAAGAUCGUCAUUCCACUAGAAAAGAAAGGCUCCGUCGACUCUCCCACUAUCAUUCAUGCGCUCUCUCCCCAGACUCUUCUGCUUGCGACAGACUCCAGCGCCCUCCACCUUUACGAUCUGCGCAUACCCUACUCCAAGGUCUCUGCUCGACCAGAGCAGUCGCAUCACCCGCACGACGAUUACGUUUCUUCCCUGACCCCUCUGCCUGCCUCCGACACCAGUACUUCCGGAUUCAGCAAGCAAUGGGUUACAACUGGUGGAACUACUUUGGCAGUGACGGAUCUACGGAGAGGCGUGCUUGUGCGCAGUGAAGACCAAGAGGAGGAAUUGAUUAGCUCCGCAUACAUGGGUGGAUUGCCCAGCAGCGGAACCAGUCGUGGAGAGAAGGUGCUUGUCGGUGGUUCAAACGGCAUCAUUACUCUAUGGGAGAAGGGCGUAUGGGAUGAUCAGGAUGAGCGCAUCUAUGUUGAGCGAAGCAAUGAUGGUGGCGAGUCGAUUGAUACACUGGCUGUGGCUCCCGGCGACUUGGGUUAUGGCAAGCUCGUGGCCGCUGGUCUGGCCAAUGGCUUGGUAAAGCUUGUGCGCAUCGGUUCGAACAAGGUUGUAUCAGAGGUCCAGCAUGAUGAGACUGAGGGUGUUGUGGGACUAGGAUGGGAUGUCGAGGGACGCAUGGUCUCCGGUGGAGGGCAGAUUGUCAAGGUUUGGCAUGAAGCUGUCGCAACCGACGGUGCCGGAGAUGAUAUGGAUGGUGGAAAGCAUAUGCUUGAUGACAGUGACGAUAGUGAUGAUUCCGAUGAUAGCGAUCGGGAACAGAAGAAGAAGCCCAGUGCACGAGAGCGUAAGAAGCAGAAGAAGGCCAAUCGCAAGGAAAGCGGUGCACAUGUCAUGGCCUUUGCCGAUAUGGACUAA
Penicillium pulvis is the source of this 1239-nucleotide messenger RNA. Its product is annotated as WD40 repeat domain-containing protein. The record is from RefSeq and is a predicted model, not a curated record. Lineage: Eukaryota; Fungi; Ascomycota; Eurotiomycetes; Eurotiales; Aspergillaceae. The transcript is spliced from 2 exons. The coding region runs from base 1 to 1239 and encodes 412 amino acids. Gene Ontology annotation, molecular function: protein binding.